Messenger RNA from Sarcophilus harrisii (Tasmanian devil), 8676 nucleotides. RefSeq lists its product as uncharacterized. NCBI's taxonomy places the organism in Eukaryota, Metazoa, Chordata, Mammalia, Dasyuromorphia, Dasyuridae. Gene Ontology annotation, biological process: regulation of transcription by RNA polymerase II. The record is from RefSeq and is a predicted model, not a curated record. Gene Ontology annotation, molecular function: RNA polymerase II cis-regulatory region sequence-specific DNA binding; DNA-binding transcription factor activity, RNA polymerase II-specific. The coding region runs from base 427 to 3972 and encodes 1181 amino acids. The transcript has 8 exons.
AGCGCGUGUUGAGACAGGAAAAGAUAAAUUACUGGGGACCAGCUGCGAGUCGGGGGGAGAGGUCGACUGCUGGGAUUUUUGCGCAGGCUUGCAGGCAUUACCGCGACCCCCUGAAGUGUGACCUCAGUGAGGUCCGGUGGCCACUAGGGGGCCCACAGAUUCAUGAUCAUUUCUAUUUUCCCCAAAGAGAAAAUAUCCAAAAUUGCUUGGGAAUUACUUGUUUAACUUUUGUCAGAGUUGCGUUCAAUGAAUUUCCCUUUUGGCCGACCUUCAGUAAGCUGUUUAAGGUCUCUUAAUAGUACUCUUCAUUAAUAACUCAUUGUUGACUGGUUUCUCAUCUCUAGCGGUGUUGUGUAAGAGCAGCCAAAGGGGACCGUACAGGCACAGACCCUUAGAGAGGUGUUUGAAAGCUUUGCACAAACUCAAAUGGCUCUAGAACCCCGAGAGGCUGAAGCCCCCGAUCCUCAGAAUCCCACAUGGAAAGAGAGACUUCAAGUCGUCCAAGUGAAGGUGGAGGAAGAAGAGGAUUACAUAUGGGAGAAGAAAUGUAACAGCCCUUCCACCCAGGAGAUCUUCCGCCUGAGGUUCAGGCAGUUUGGCUACGGUGACACGCCUGGACCCCGAGAGGUUCUCCGCAAACUCCGGGAACUUUGCCAUCAGUGGCUAAGACCAGAGGUACACACCAAGGAGCAGAUUCUGGAGCUGCUGGUCCUAGAGCAGUUCCUGACCAUUUUGCCGGAGGAUCUGCAGAGCUGGGUGAGAGAUCAGCAUCCAGAGAGUGGAGAGGAGGUGGUAACUGUGCUGGAAGGUUUGGAGAGAGAACUUGGUGAACCAGGACGUCAGGUUGCAUCAAAUGCACAGAGAAAGGGAGGUACCGGGGAGAAGAUGGUACCUUUGAAAGCAGCAGAGGAUGCACUAAAUGUCCACCUUCAGCCUAUGAAUGCCGAGAUCAAGUGUGGGUCUCCAGAGCCCCAGUUCCCACAAGAAAGAGAUUUUGAGACUGGUACCAAGUGGUCACUUGCAAAGCAAGAACUUUCUAAAGAAGGGGAGUCACAGGAGAUGAAAUCAGGAAGGCUUCCAAUGGAUAUUUCCAAGGGAACCAAGGUGGGAGAAGCCUAUGAAUGUGAAGGCACUUUAGCUAGGCAGCAGGGAAACAAAAUGGAGGAAGAAGAUGAAUCCCUUUCCCAGGAUGGAAAUUUUAUAGUAGUGACUAUGCCUUCUGAAAAAAUUUCCUUAGGAGAGAAUGGACAUAAAUAUGACGAAUGCUUGUGUAGUUGUCAUUUGAACUCAAAUCUAGUUACACAACAUAGAAUUCCGACAGAAGAGAAGACCCAUAUAUCUAAUACAAACAACCAAAACUCUAGACAGAAUUCAUCUUCUAGUGUACAUCAAAUAGAUGAGACUGUCAAGAAACCUUAUGAAUGUAAUGAAUGUGAGAAAACAUUCAAGCAAAAUUCAGAACUUCGAAAACAUCAGGGAAUUCAUAUAGGAGUGAAGCCUCACAAAUGUACUCAGUGUGGGAAAGCAUUCAGCCGCCGUUCAUAUCUUAGGAAACAUCAGAAAAUUCACACUGGAGUGAAACCCUAUUCAUGUAGUGAAUGUGGGAAAGCUUUCAGGGUGAGCUCAGACCUUAUUCAGCAUCAAAGAAUUCACACUGGAGAUAAACCCUAUCAUUGUAGAGAAUGUGGGAAAGCCUUCAAUCAGAACUCUUCCCUUAUUCAACAUCAGAGAAUUCAUACUGGAGAGAAACCUUAUGAGUGUAAUGAAUGUGGGAGAGCUUUCAAUCAACGCUCAGCUCUUACUCAACAUCAGAGAAUUCAUACUGGAGAGAAGCCCUAUGAAUGUAAAGAAUGUGGGAAACCCUUCAGGCACUGGUCUGGCCUUAUGACACAUCGAAGAGUACACACCAAACUUUCCCCCAAAGCCUGGAGAAAGACGGAGGACCGCACCUUUGCUCCCGCCCCUACGGGACCUGGGCAGAGCGGAACGGAGGGUCGUUUCCCGCCAGUUGGCUGCUUCUCCUCCGCCUUCCUCAGAGCCAGGCCGACCCCGAGGCUCCCCGUUCUCCCACCCCCGCCCCACUCCCCUGGCUACUACUCCGUGAUGACGUCACCGGCGCGGGACCUGCCCGAUUUCCCGGCGCCAAACUCCAUCCUGGAAUUAAUAGACUUCAUCCCCACCGCCAUCUUCCCUAAGGGCAAAAAGCAACCGCUUGACAGUGGUCCGUCGGCCUCAAUCACCCCGGAAAGGGCGGAAACCCGGCCCGGAGGUUCCGGGAAAUGUAAUCUGGAAGUGGAGGUGCGGACAGGGUCGGACGGAGGGCGGAGGGGCGGAGUUGGGGAAUUACUAACUCGCUUCUGCCUCAGGCGAGGAAGGAGAGACCAAAGAGAUUGUGUUGACGGCUGCAAGUCCUUGCGUCACUUGAGAAUCCUCACCCUUCAGACCCUUGUGGAGUUUUGUUUUUCUUUACUUGGACGAACUCAAAUGGCUGUGGAAUCUAGAGAGGCUGUAGCCCUGGAUCCUCAGAAUCCAACAGUGAAGGAGAGAUUCCAGGCAGUAAACAUGGAAGAAGAAGAAGAAGAUUAUCUAUGGGGGGAGAAAGGUAGCCACAAAAGGAACAGCCCUUCCACCCAGGAGAUCUUCCGCCUGAGGUUCAGACAGUUUGGCUAUUAUGACACGCCUGGACCCCGAGAGGCUCUCAGCAAACUCUGGGAACUUUGCCAUCAGUGGCUAAGACCAGAGAUACACACCAAGGAGCAGAUUCUGGAGCUGCUGGUCCUAGAGCAGUUCCUGACCAUUUUGCCGGAGGAUCUGCAGAGCUGGGUGAGAGAUCAGCAUCCAGAGAGUGGAGAGGAGGUGGUAACUGUGCUGGAAGAUUUGGAGAGAGAACUUCUUGACCCAGGACAACAGGUUGCAUCAAGUACUCAGAAAGAGGCAGGGUCCUGGGAGAAGAUGGCAUCCUUAAGAGCAGCACAGGAUGCACUGAAUGUCCAGCUUCAGCCUAUGAAUGCCCAGGUCAAGUGUGGGUCUCCAGAGCCCCAGUUCCCACAAGAAAGAGAUUUUGAGACUAGUACCAAAUGGUCAUUUCUAAAACAGGAACUUUCUGAAGAAGUAGAAUCAAAGGAGAAGAAACCUGCAAGAUUCCCAAUGGAUAUUUCCAAGGGACCCAAGAUUAGAGAAACAUAUAAAUGUGAAAGCACUUUAGAUGAGCAGCAAGGAAACAAAAUGGAAAAAAUAGAUGAAUCCUUUUCCCAGGAUGGAAUUAUGUUAGUGACUAUUCCUUCUGAAAAAACUCCCUUAGGAGAGAAUGGUGAUGAAUAUGAUGGAAGUCUAAGUAGUUGCCAUUUGAGCUCAGACCUACUUAUACAACAUAGAGGAGAGAAACCCUACAUAUCUAAUACAAAUGACCAAAAUUCUAGCCAGAAUUUGUCUUCUAGUGUACAUCAAAGAGAUCAGACUGUCAAGAAACCUUUUGAAUGCAAUGAAUGUGAGAAAACCUUCAAGCAGAACUCAGAACUUCGAAAACAUCAGAAAUGUCAUAUGGGAGUUAAACCUCACAAAUGUACUCAGUGUGGGAAAGCAUUUGGCCGUGGUUCUGAUCUUAGGAAACAUCAAAGAAUUCAUACAGGAGAGAAACCCUAUUCAUGUAGUGAAUGUGGGAAAGCCUUCCGGGGGAGCUCAGACCUUAUUCAGCAUCAAAGAAUUCACACUGGAGACAAACCCUAUCAUUGUAGAGAAUGUGGGAAAGCCUUCAAUCAGACCUCUUCCCUUAUUCAGCAUCAGAGAAUUCAUACUGGAGAGAAACCUUAUGAGUGUAAUGAAUGUGGGAGAGCUUUCAAUCAAAGCUCAGCUCUUACUCAACAUCAGAGAAUUCAUACUGGAGAGAAGCCCUAUUCAUGUAAAGAAUGUGGGAAACCCUUCAGGCACUGGUCUGGCCUUAUGACACAUCGAAGAGUACACACCAAACUUUGACCCUGUGCAUAUUCUGAAUAUGACAGAUCUUCAGACAACUUGUAACUUUUGUUAAGUCUUGGAAAAAUAUACUGGGAUCAUAAUCCCAUAAAUUAAUUAUGAGUUCCUCAAGGGCAGGACCUAUGUUUGUCUAAUUGUGUUUGGUCCUUGCCUGAGUGCCAUGUGCCUAUGAGAAAUAAGGUUUAUUUUGUGAUAGCUUAAUCUAAGUAAUGAAUGGAGGAAACAUUAAUUAUUUACCUCCACCUUUUACUUUUUAGGAAACUCAAGGAAUGUGAAAUAAAUGGGAAUGUAAUGUCUUGAGCUAGAGUUUAGUCACUCCAAGAGACUAUGGAUUGGAUACAGCUGAUUUGCUUUGCCUCUUUAGCCACUGUUAAGGAAUUCCUGUAUUUGUGGUCCCUUGUCAUUGACAUCAGGGUGAUUUGGAUAAUUUCAGUGACUCUUCCCUUGGGUGUGAUCAUCCCUUACCUCCUUUCCUAUUUCCAGUGGCAACUAUGUUUGAGGAACAAAACUACACAUGAGAGUGAUUCUAACAUUCUUUUUCCCAUGGGAAUAAAUACAAAUAGUCUCCAUGUUUCUGACGAGAUCUGACAACGAGGAAGGGCUAUUAGUGUGCCAGGAAAGAAAGGACAUAGAUACACACACACAACUUAUUAAUAUUUGGCAUGUAAGGUAUUUACUGUUAUUUUUGUAAAUAGUUAUCUUCUAGGAGGGGAGGGCAUAUGACUUUUGCUAUUUCACAGGUGGAGCUGAUAUGCCAAGAAAAGGAGAGUUGUCCUUAAGGGGAUUAGGAAAGAUUUGGGUGCCCAGAGUCCCUUCCUUGGGCUGUUCAGUGUAAGAAGAUCAAUCCUUUGAGAUGAAUUGAGGAAAGCAUCUUUUUAAGAGGGUUCAAAUAGAAAGCUAUUGGAUCAGAGAACUGUAGAGGGACAACUGUAGGGUUUCACAAUAUUUUUAACUCUUGUUUGAGAAGAGGGGACUUGGACUUUGAGCCAGAUAGAAAAAAUGUUCAAUUUAAUAAAUAGUUCUAAUCUCAGUUAUUAAUAUCCCCAUCUCACCCUUUAUCUUAACCAGAAAUUAUAUUGAAACUUGAUUAAACUCAGACUUUGAAAUCCUUUUGUCCUGAGGAGCACAUCCUUUUGUCUUUCUGGCCUAGUGGGACAACUUGCUUCCUUUCUAUUUGAUUCAGGGAGAGGGUGGUUGAGGUAUUUUCUCUUUUCUUUCAGGUCAGUGCUGAAAGACCAGAAUUUGGAAGAGGAAUCACUGGCUUAUUUCCUGGAAUAGGUACUUAGUCUAUAAAAAUGCUGGGCCCUCCCCCGAGAAGGUAGAGAAGGUAGUAUCCAGCUCCCUGCUGUAGGAAGUCCCAUUUUUCCUUGUUGCUGUGGGUUUGGCUUGAGUGUCUUCACUUUUCCCAUUGUAGACUUUUUAAACCACAAUAUUGGAAAGGGGUUUUACUUUGUGCCUCUUCUUUGAUAAGUCAGUGCCCUGAAAGCUAUUGUUACUGAGGAAAGGAGUGUGGGUAUGCUGUGUGCAUGUAUGUAUUGUAAACACGUGUAUUUUUGCUGACCAAUAUUUUUGUUCUUUCCACUGCCUACCAUAAAAGGUUAUUCUUAUUCCUGCAAUGGAAGGUCUUCCCUUGAGAUCUAAUUUUUUAAAACACGAGUUGUCAUCCUGACAUAAUCCUGCCAUUGUUCAAACCUUCCUGUUACAUGUCGGUAAAGUUAGGAGGUUAUGGCUUUGUGAAUUGAGAAGUGAACAAUUUGGUAACCACACUAGUGGAGCUCACCUUACUCAGUGAUGAAUGGAGCUCGUGUUUGCAAUGGCAACUGAUAAGUCCUAGACUUUCAGUAGGGGAAUGGGAAAAUGGACAUAAGGAAAGCAUCCCUCUACUAUCAGGGAAGUACAAUAUAGUGACUGUGAUGGAAUGAUUAGCAGUUUCUGGAUUUAGAAAUAUUUCUUAGAUCAAUUAGUCCACAUCAUUAGUACCUGGCCAGGACAUGAAAAUAUCAAGCAUAAGACCAAAGGAAAAAGGAGGUGGUUAUCGCCAAAUCCUGAGUUGCUAUGGAAUUAGGAACCACCAUAGUGUUUUUGCUGGGGAGGAGUUAGUGGCAUUUGGAGUCUACUGGGAGAGCUAAGGUUUGGGGUUUAGGAUUGUGGGUAGGCUGUCCUAUAUUUAGCUCUAUUAAUCUAGUUCUUGGGUGUAAAGAGUUAUGAAGCAUCUUUUAGAAACUGAGUCAACUGGGCUUUCUCCCAACGCAUGUGAUUUUCUUUGAAGAAAACAGGUGAGAUAUAAAUAAGAGUGGGAGCUAUAAGGAAUCCAUAAAUCUUAGAGAAAUAGAAUCACUGAACCUAAAAGUUAGAUUCCUCAGAAAUUAGUCCCAUCCAUACUUGAUUGAGAAUUCUUAUUACAAUAGAGGACCUCUAGUGAGAGAAAACUCAUUAAUUACCUUUGGAGGUAACCCCUUCUGUUUUUGCACUUCCCAAAAUUUUUACUGACAUAAAAUGUAAAUUUGUUUGCAUAACUUCCUCACUUUUGGUUUUUCCCCUGAGACAGAGCCGAUUAAACCUAAUCCUCCUUUCACCUCAUAGGCCUUUAGAUACUUGAAGACAGUUAUCUUAUACUACAACAGAACCUCCUGAGUACUCCAGUUUUCUGUCUUGGGUGCCUUCCUCAGUUUGGGCCACAUUUUGUUUGUGUCUUCAAAACUUGUUUGUGGCUACUUGGUUCAGUAGAGGAGCUUGGACUGGCAUGACUCCAUUCUUGACCUUUGAUAAAGUUAUGCUGGUACCUAGAGUUGAACAUAAUGCUCUAGAUGUGGUCUGGUCAUAUUUGAGGGCAUUAGAACCUUUACUCUCUUGAUUGGCACUGAUCUUGUUAGUGAAGUUUAGUAUAGCAUUGACUUUUUAGACUGCUGUCAUUGUGCUGACAGUUACUGCACUUGUGGUCCACUGGAAUCUCAGAUUUCUGUGUAUGUGAACUGAUGCUUCCCUAUCAUGUACUUGAGAAAUUGAUGGUUUUGAACAAAGUGUAGAACUUUACUUUGACCCGUAUGAAGUUUCAUCUUAUUUGACUUGGGCCAUUGCGUUAUCUUGUCAAAGAUCUUUUUGUCAACUUAAGUUUGUCUCCCAACAGGUUAAAUGUUUCUCUGAACUUUUUUGCCCUCUACAAAUUUGCCAAACAUGCCUUCUUUGCCGCCUUUUAAGUUACUUUCAAAAUGUUGAGCUAAGGGUCAAGGACAGAUAGCUGGGACAGUCCUUUCAGAUUGAUCUUUCAUUGGUGACUAUUUUUUGUAUCUGUUCAGUAACCAUACUGUUACAUAGUCCAUACCUCUCCAUCUUGUUCUGAAAGAUAAUGUGAGAACCUUUGCUAAAUGCUUUGUUCAAAUCUAGCAAUUCUAACAAAUUGCAUCUACAUCAUUCUCCUGAUCUGCCAGUCUAAUUGCCUUCAGUAGAAGUAGUGAGGUUAGGCUGGCAAAAUUCCAUUAUUUAUUCUUGAUAAAGCUAUGCUGCCUUUUAGUACUCUCUAGUUAUCAGUGUUUGUGAAUUAUCUCUAUAAUAGUGUCUUAGAAUAUUGUUAGGAAAAAAAUUCAAGCUAUUUGUCUUGUUUUUGCAGACUUCAGUCUCAUCUCUUUUUUUGAAAAUCAGGAGCAUUUGCUCUUGUCUUAUGACACUCAUUUACAAUUUUACAAAUAGGUGCAGAACUGGAGAAGGAUGGAGCUUAAGUAAUUAAAAAAUCAUUGUCAUGGAAAUUUAGGGUAGAGUUGUGAUAAAUGGAUGAAAAAAAAAGAUCCCUCAAAGUGGUUUAUGAUGCAGAAAUUCAGCAGAGAAGCCUUCAGUCAGGACUAGAGUCCCAUGGAGGCUGGCUGGCUCCCUCACUUCCAUCUUGAGCUACAGUAGGGUAACAUGGUGGGUGAUAGCCCAGACAAGCAGAGGGAUUUGGGCCAUGCUCAAAGGCAUGGUACUUUAGGAUGCUGGAUUUACAUGGAAUUUCCAGACAAAUACUUGCUUUGGCUGUGUCACAUUGCUGGUAAGGUGUUAGGGUCAGGGAGCAUGGUUUCUAAAAAUUAACUAGGAAGGCCACUCAAGAUGAGGAAGGUGGAAUUCUAGCUGUGUUGUAUCAGCAAGUUUGUGGGAGAGCUUCUGUAACUGGUUCUAACCAGAAGUGUGUGCAGUUAAGAUUUAACUUUACCCAGCAAUGUGUAACAACUGACAUGUGUGGGGGAGUGGGGCCAUAGAAUCUGCUGGUCAUUCAGUUGUAGUCUUCAAAAUUAUGAAGAAAAUAGGUAUGAAAAUUUCUUAGAAUUCUUGGAUGUCGAAUAGACUGCAUUUUACCACAAUCCACUGGAUGCUAACAAGAACCAGUUCCAGACAAAACUUACAUAGACCUAUUGUGAAUUAUAGAGCUACAGGAGUAACAUGACUUUACAAGCAAAUAAAUAGAAAAAACUCACCUUCAAGAAACACCGGUUUGAAUUGCACGGUUUUUACCUAAGAUGAGAAAAGACAGAGUUUCAAUAUGACAUUUAAAAAAAAUAAAGGAAAUUGGACUUCAUCCCAAGAUUUAUUGUACUCUUCUGUUAAAUUUCAUAUACUAUUUAAUAUUUUCCUCUAAAAAUGGACAUUUGGAGCUCCCACAGCCAUUAUAAGAAUUUCUGCAGGAGAAAGCCGCCUUUUUGGAUUUUUGAUAUGCACACCAACCCAGAAACAAAA